GUCACUUGCAUACAGCAGGUCUCCAACAUGGGCAACUGGAUUGUAAAUGAAGGCCUCUCCAUCGCUGUUAUUAUUGUCUGGCUUGCCCUAAAUGGUUACCUGUUUUGGAAUUUUUACCUUGUCUAUGACGAGGGCGAAGCAUACUUCUAUUCUAGAAAACUUUAUGGGUCCGCCCUUGCCUGGGCAAGAGCUCCAGCAGCCUGCCUGAACUUCAACUGCCUGCUUAUCCUUCUACCAGUGUGUCGAAAUCUACUCUCUUUUCUGAGAGGGUCAAGUGCGUGUUGUGGUAGAAGCCUUAGACGCCAGCUGGAUAGAAACCUUACCUUUCAUAAGAUGGUGGCUUGGAUGAUUGCACUUCACACAGCUAUCCAUACAGGGGCGCACUUGUUUAAUGUGGAAAGACUGGUGGACGCACGUGUGGAGGCAAACGGAACCAUCCAGGCAGCUCUCACAUCGCUCGGUGACAGAGAUGGAGAAUCAUACCUAAAUUUUGUUCGAUCUAGAGUACCAAACCCAAUAGGAGGAAUUAAUGUGGCUUUCACCUUUCUGGCUGGGCUCACUGGGGUUGUGAUAACUCUUGCACUGAUCUUAAUAAUUACAUCCUCGACAAAGACUAUUCGCAGAUCAUAUUUUGAAGUAUUCUGGUAUACACAUCACCUGUUUGUUGUCUUCUUCAUUGGUCUAGUCAUACAUGGUGUUGGGCGAAUAGUGCGAGGCCAAACAGCUGCCAGUCGAGAGAAGCAUAAUCCAAGAGAUUGUGAAUAUAAUUUCACUGAGUGGGGCAACAAUACCUCGUGUCCUAUCCCCCAGUUUGCAGGAAAUCCACCAGGGACAUGGCAAUGGGUGAUAGCUCCCAUGGUCCUGUAUGUGUUUGAAAGAUUGGUCCGAUUUUGGAGAUCUCAGCAGAAAGUUGUCAUCACAAAGGUUGUAACACACCCAUUCAAAACCAUUGAAUUGCAAAUGAAAAUGAAGGGGUUCAAAAUGGAAGUUGGACAGUAUAUCUCUGUCCAGUGUCCAGCAGUGUCCAGAUUGGAAUGGCAUCCUUUUACUUUGACUUCUGCCCCAGAAGAAGAUUUUUUCAGCAUCCACAUUAGAAUAGUUGGAGACUGGACAGAAGGUUUGUUUAAAGCCUGUGGAUGUGACAAGACUGAAUUUCAAGACGCAUGGAAAAUGCCAAAGAUUGCAGUUGAUGGUCCCUUUGGAACUGCCAGUGAGGAUGUUUUUAGCUAUGAGGUUGCAAUGCUGGUGGGAGCUGGUAUUGGAGUUACUCCCUUUGCUUCUGUUCUGAAGUCAGUCUGGUAUAAAUAUGUCAAUGACGCGUCAACCCUCAGGCUGAAAAAGAUCUACUUCUACUGGCUGUGCAGAGAUACACAAGCUUUCGAGUGGUUUGCGGAUUUACUUCAGUCUCUGGAAACCCAAAUGCAAGAGAGAGAUAAUGCUAAUUUCCUUGUCUAUAACAUCUACCUCACUGGCUGGGAUGAGUCACAGGCCACUGCCUUCUCUUUGCACCAUGACGAAGAGAAAGAUGUGAUUACAGGUCUUAAGCAAAAAACCUUGUAUGGCAGACCAAACUGGGAAAAUGAGUUUAAAACCAUUGCUAAUCAACACCAAAGUUCCAGAGUCGGUGUUUUCCUCUGCGGCCCGGAAAGCCUUGCUGAGACUCUGAGCAAGCAGUCUAUUGCAAACUCCAGUGUGGACCCCAGAGGAGUUCAUUUCAUCUUCAACAAAGAGAACUUCUAACUUUGGAAACCAAAUACUUCAAUAUAUAUUCCACAUUUAUUUUCUGCUUUGUCAUAGUUUUUGCUUUGCCCUGUUGUUUCUCUUGAACAUUUACCAUUUGUAAAUAAAUGAUCUGGAUGUAUUA
Xenopus laevis (African clawed frog) is the source of this 1864-nucleotide messenger RNA. It is a transcript of the gene cybb.L, whose product is annotated as cytochrome b-245, beta polypeptide L homeolog. The record is from RefSeq and is marked provisional. Gene Ontology annotation, molecular function: superoxide-generating NAD(P)H oxidase activity; oxidoreductase activity. Gene Ontology annotation, cellular component: membrane; NADPH oxidase complex; plasma membrane. Lineage: Eukaryota; Metazoa; Chordata; Amphibia; Anura; Pipidae. Gene Ontology annotation, biological process: defense response; superoxide anion generation.